This is a messenger RNA of Mytilus trossulus (common blue mussel), 1465 nucleotides long. RefSeq lists its product as uncharacterized. Bases 254 to 1465 code for a protein of 403 amino acids. The transcript is spliced from 5 exons. The record is from RefSeq and is a predicted model, not a curated record. NCBI's taxonomy places the organism in Eukaryota, Metazoa, Mollusca, Bivalvia, Mytilida, Mytilidae. Gene Ontology annotation, molecular function: DNA binding.
CCUGUUUACCUGUGAUUUUGAUUGAGUGCACAAUGGCCCAAGCUGCGUCUAAAACAUGCGAGGUUUGCGUGAGUGCCCCUGGAUCACAAUAUUGCAUAGACUGUGAGGAAUACUAUUGUGAAAAUUGCAAGUUGCUACAUAAUAGGCAGAAGUUAUCGAGAAACCACCAGUUUCAAAAAGCGUCCGACCUGAUCCCGGAAGGUAAAUCUAAAUGUAGUGAACAUAAAGAAGAAUUAACGUUAUUGUGUAAUACAUGCAAUGUACCGGCAUGUACCAGUUGUGUGACAGGAAAUCACAAAGGUCAUACAUUUUCCAAAUUUGUCGAUGCAGUUGCGAAAUUACAAGUGGAAAUGAAACGAAAAUUCGUGCCAAAACAAACGAGGCAAAUCAAAAUAUAAAGAAGAUUGAAGAAAGCUUGAAGUCGUUUGAUAAUUCUGUUGAAUCCGUUAUUAAAGCCAUAACUGACGAAGGCAGUAUGAUUAAAUGUAUGGUUGAUAAAGCCGUAGCACAGAUGAUUACCUUAGUGAAAGAACAAUCCAAGAAGGAGAAAGACAAGCUGAUGAAUAUGUUGUCUAGUGCUAAAUCCGUGCUUGUUGCCGGACAGGCCUUAGACAGAAAAAGAAAUGAACUAGAUAAGACCCGCCAAGAUGAAAGUUUGGUACAAAAGAUCAAUAAUCUGAAAGAAGAAAUUAGCAAACUCACUAUAAAGUCUCUUCCAGAGUUUCCCAAUAUAUCCUUCAAAAGGAAGUCUGUAGCUGAAGAUGACAUCAGACAACUAAUAGGAACAUACAAUAUAAGCAAUGGUGCACCAGUCUUAGAAAAAGAGGAGCAACGCCAUGAAAGAUCAUACAUAUGUUCUAAUUGUGGAUGUGGCAAAUCUUACAGUGUAAUCAAUACUCAUAAAUCUGCCAUAAGUCAGACUUUGUCUUUAUGUGACAAUGAAAUGAUAUCAUGUAGUACAGUUAUUUCUCGAUUCAUGAAAGGUAUAUAUGUCAAUAAUCCACCAAAGCCUAAAUACACAUUCACAUGGGAUGUAAGCAUUGUUCUGAGAUUUUUGAAAACAUUCUGGCCAUUAGAAGAACUGUCUUUAAAAAAUCUAACAUUAAAACUAGUGGCACUUCUUGCUUUAUCUACAGCUCAGAGAGUUCAAACUCUCAAUUGUCUAAAAUUGAGCUUAUUGACCGAUUUUGGUGACUACGUUGUCUUCACCAUUGAUGAAUUAACGAAAACAUCAAAACCUGCCAGAUGGCUUAAGGAAGUUUUGAAACUUUUAGGAAUAAAUACUGGUAUAUUCUCAGCCCAUUCCUACAGAGGGGCGUCUACUUCAUGUGCAUUUUCAUCUGGUGUUUCUUUGAAGGAUAUAUUAACAACCGCAAAUUGGACUAAUGCAAACACAUUCUACAAGUUUUACAAUAGAGAUCUGCAGUGUUCAUUUUCUAAUGAAGUUUUGUCAACCAUGGAUUAA